Fopius arisanus is the source of this 2478-nucleotide messenger RNA. Its product is annotated as tubulin glycylase 3A. The transcript is spliced from 10 exons. Gene Ontology annotation, biological process: cilium assembly; cilium movement; protein polyglycylation. Gene Ontology annotation, cellular component: microtubule cytoskeleton; axoneme. Gene Ontology annotation, molecular function: protein-glycine ligase activity, initiating. Bases 170 to 2359 code for a protein of 729 amino acids. The record is from RefSeq and is a predicted model, not a curated record. NCBI's taxonomy places the organism in Eukaryota, Metazoa, Arthropoda, Insecta, Hymenoptera, Braconidae.
GAGACAUUCUCAUUUCAAUCUACAGAAAUAUGAGGAUUGUAGCGAGAUGUAAUUAGAAGCCCUAGGCCGUGACAAAAAUGUAUACGAAAUUCAAUGUGUAUUUUUAUGACUGAUUUUCAUCGCGGUUAUCUCUUGAAUCAGCGAAGAGACUUUGAAUGUCACUAAUCACAUGGAUUCAACCACGAAGUCAGUCCCUCGGCGUUCCAAGCGCCCAUCCAAUCUUAAUUCCCAGAAAAUCCACCGAACCCCAAUUACAUCAUUGAUUCCCAAAGAGAAUGAGAAAAUUAAUAAAAAUAUAAGUACUACCCUACAAAAUUCACGGAGAAUGCUUGCCAAGCAGGAGAGUUCGAUGAAUCCUUACAAUAAAUUCGAGUACCCAAUGAUCCCGUAUCAAAUGAGUUUGAAAUUCGAGGAUCUGAUGGCAAAUCCAGAAAACUUAAAACCAGCAGCGUGCAAUCCUCUACUUAUGACACCCACCAAGAAUUGUUUUCAAUAUCCAAUGGAACCGCCCAUCAGCCCAGAAGGAGAUGUUCAGUCAGCCGUAAUUGAAGUCGACAGAUUUGUGGGUACGGGAGAACGUAGGCGGAAACUCUACUAUGCAGUUAAAACUAGAGUUGAAAAUGCAAUAAAGCAACACAAGGUAUUUUUAAUACGCGGAGAUCUGCCAAUGCUGGUGAGAGCACUCGAGGCACGUGGCUGGUUGCAGAAAUACGAAUCUGUUAAAACUCGAAUGCUGCCCUAUGCAGGUGUCAUGAAUCUCAAUUCAAAAUCAUUGGGAGAUAUUAUUCAGGGAGAUGGUUCAUUAAACGAGAAAGCACUUGUAUUUGCUCUUUUGCGAAAUACACCACCAGACUUCAUUUGGGACUGCCGUAAUAAUUUCGAUGAGUGGGACUCUUCGCUGGAGCAUAAUGUUCUCUUAAAUCGUUUCGAAAGAUCUUCAAUUUACACGUCAAAAUUAGGCUUGGCUCGGAUUCUGGAAGAGGCUCAUUGGUUUCACGAGGAGAACAUAUCAAGCCUCCAUUUUCCACGCAGUUACAAUCCUGCGAGAGAAGCAAACGAAUUUAUAGAGGAUUUUCGUCGCACAGCAGCAGUUGGCUUAUUAAAAUGGUUUGUUAUAAAAAACCAAGAGGAACUGGAUACUACGGAAGAGAAACCAACGAUUCCCGUCAGUAGAUUGGAAUUUGCCGUUAAAAUAUGUGAAAGCUAUUUAGCAGAUAUUGAACAUGAAAACAUUGAUGAGAUGGCGAUGCUGGAGAAUACGGAGGACGAGUGGAAUAUUUUCCUUGAGGAUUAUUCCAAUGUUAUCCAUAAGGGUUUUGUAAUAUCUAAUACCGAAGAAGAGGCUCCGGCAAAGCUCGAGAAAUUAUAUUUACUGGGAUCGGAGAUAUUGAAGAAAUUGAAGGAAUUCGAUCCAGAGUAUGAGCUCAAUGGAUUGAGAAAUAUUUGGAUUUUAAAACCGAGCAAUUUAUGUUGUGGCACUGGCAUCAGCAUAUCUCAUUGCAUCAAAGACAUAUAUCGUCAAGUCGAUUGUAAACCUAAGGAUUAUUUCAGCAUACAAAAGUACAUCGAAAGACCACUGCUGAUUGAAGAAACAAAAUUUGACAUUCGAUUGUGGUAUCUUGUGACCAGCACACUCCCUUUAACCAUCUGGCUAUUCGAAGAAGCAUUAUUACGAUUCAGCUCGAAGCCCUACUCGGUUUCCACUUAUCAUGAGGCAAUUCAUCUCUGCAAUACCGCUAUUCAGCAGAAAUAUGACUACGAGAAACGGCGGAGACGUAAAAGAGGAAACACCGAUGAAAUUCAGGAGUCGAUUCGCGAUCAAGGAUGGGAUUGCAAAAUGCUGAACGAGUAUUUAAAAACUCGGGGCUUUAGCGGCGAGCCAUAUUACCACAUUAUAUAUCCGAAAAUGUCAGAGGCCAUUGUGUUGACUAUGCUUGCGGCACAGGAGCAUAUGGAUCGCAGACGAUGCAGUUUUGAACUUUACGGGGCUGAUUUUAUGGUGCUAGAUGAUCUUUCCGUAUGGCUGAUUGAAAUUAAUACGAAUCCACGUAUGCAUCCACCCAGUUCGAGAAUAACUCAACGACUGUAUAAUAAUGUACUGGAGAGUCUUGUCAAAGUGGUGAUGGACUCACCUCUCAACUCCUCGAGUGAUACUGGAGGUUUUCAACUUGUCUACAAGCAAAGCUCACUAAAUUUUAUUCCCUAUCUUGGUCCUGAUCUCUUUGUAUUUGGUAAACGUACGGUAGGACGAGAAAAAGAGGAUGAAAAUGUGAACAACAGUCAGACAAAUAUUUGUACUGCCUGGAGAAAACCCAGUCGUGCAUGGACAGCACCGAUUAAAUCGCACAAUAAAAAUUGAAAGAUUCUUAAUACUGGCGAAUAGGGUCAGACGAUCAUUCCAAUAUACCUUAACAGGUAUGAGUGAAUUAUUGGGAUUAAUAAUAACGCAAAUUAUAUCAAAGACAUUGGAUUUAUUGA